UAGCAGGAGGGGUUGGCCCUAUAAAUAGAGGGAGAGACGGGGAAAGAGUACUACUCAGCCUCAUAAAGAGGACCCGCGUUUAACAAGAGACAAUCCUACACGGAAAAGAUGGACAACAGAUGUAGCUGUUUGUCUAAGGGUGAUAGGCUUUUAAACCCUAUCCUCUACAACAUCCUUUGCCAAAUGGAUAGCAGCCGACCAAGCCAAGAGCACCUCAGCUACAACUCGGUGCCUCACAGAUGCAACUGUGAGGUGCGACGGACAGUGUGCCUGAAAACGCCAACGGAGACCUGCAAGGAGGCUUCAGCAGUUCUGGUCAAAACGGUCACUUUCAUGAAGAACUUGCCCGCUUUUAAGCAGUUGCCACCGAGCGACCAGUUUUCUCUUCUGAGAAGCUGCUGGGCGCCGCUUUUCAUCCUGGGCCUGGCUCAGGAGCGCGUGGACUUUGAGGUAGCAGACGUUCCCGCCGACAGCAUGCUGAAGAAGAUUCUCACCAACCGCCAGCAGAGCCCCGAGACGGAGCGGGAGCAGCCCACCAUGGCGGGCGUCAGCAAGCUCAAGUCCUGUCUCAAAAAGUUCUGGAGUUUGGAUUUGAGCCCUAAGGAGUACGCAUACCUGAAAGGGACUACGAUAUUUAACCCAGAUGUACCAGAUUUAAAGGCGGGCUUGUUUGUGGAAGGCCUGCAGCAGGAAGCCCAGCAUGCCCUGAGCAAGGUAGUCCAGCUCCUGCACCCCGGACAUCAGGAGCACUUUGCACGAAUCCUGCUCACCGCCUCCAUGCUGCAGGGCAUCACACCCAGCCUCAUCACUGAACUCUUCUUCCGGCCCGUGAUAGGCCAGGCCAACCUGCUGGAGCUGCUGGUCGACAUGCUCUUUGGCAGAUAGAGGUGGACCUCGUGUCAAACUGUCACGGGAAAUGAUGAGUCCUUUGAGUGACGAUGCCUUUGCAGUGUCCUCUCAUGAUACAUUGGGAUGUUCGACAAUGUUGGUGUAAAGCCAACGAAAACCUGUUUGCUGAGCAUGGGAAUGGGGUUUUUACUUACAUUUACACUGAAACUGAGGUCACUUUAGCAGAUUUGCUCCACUGAGCCAGGAAGAUGCUGUGCUUUGCUCUCACUAUACUUGAUAUUACAUGAAAGAACAUUUCUGCUUUUUAUUGAUGUAAAUAACAGUUGUUUUCAUUUACAGAAAACAUCAAAUAAAUAUAUUUUUGUACAUGGAAGUAA
Molecule: messenger RNA, 1226 nt
Organism: Menidia menidia (Atlantic silverside)
Lineage: Eukaryota; Metazoa; Chordata; Actinopteri; Atheriniformes; Atherinopsidae
Source: the annotation of a GenBank genome assembly